GAGGCCCGGCUCCUCCAGCCCCUCCCGCGGCUCCUCCUCUCCGCGCUCCGCUCCCUCUGCCCGCCGCGGGCCGGGAAGGCGCGGGCUUGGCCGCUCUCCCCUCUACGGCAAAGCCGCGAACGGACAGCCGAUGCCACUUCCUUCUCUGCCGGCGCCUUCCCUGCCCGACCCCGCUUCCCCUCCUCUCGCCGGGAGGGAGUGCGGCCCGCGGGGCGCUGCGCCAGCCGGACCCACCCGGGAACCAGGGGCUGCCCGCAGAGCCGGGAGCUGGCCCGGCCUCGGCGCCGUCCCGGACCCCCGGUCGGCCGCGCCCCGAGGGGCGAGGCCUGCGGGCCGCACUCCGGCCCCGGAUUCGGGGCUGGAAGUCCCUCCCCGAACCCAGCAGCGGGCCUGGGAGGGAGAAGGGGCUGGAGAGGGCCUGGCCUCUCCAAGGGAUGGAGGGGACAGAGGCGGCAGCGGCCAAACCCGCGGGCAGCAGCCCCCAAGGGCCCAAGACAGGGAGUGGAAGAGCCAGCCCCGUGGAGGAGACCUCAGCUGUGGAGUGGAGUGGUCUUGAGCCACAAAUGGAUAAUGGACACCCCCCAAGACCCUGGCCUUGCCCUCAGGAAAACAGAACAUCCAGCCCGAUGGCCCCCCGGCCUCCCAGAGUAUGGGGGGUACAGCUCCAAGGCCCUUCUGUGCUGGAAUCCAAGGUGAGGGCUUUGAAGGAGAAGAUGACAGCAGCCAAACAGGGAGUGAGCCCUUGCUCUGCUUCCCAUGAGCGGUCAUCCCCCAAGAAACCCAAAUGCAGACGAGGCAAGGCAGGGGGAGCCGGGACUUCAUCGGAGGGGCCUUUCCUGCCAGGUACUGUGGUGGCUUCUCAUACCCAAAACCUGCCUGAUGGGCAGCUGGACGGCGGCGUCAAUGAGGAGGAACCCGCCAGGGAUGGGGGCCCCGGGCCUCCCAGGUCGCCUGCCCCUGGGCGUGAGUACUGCAACAGGGGGAGCCCGUGGCCUCCAGAAGCCGAAUGGACGCUGCCUGACCAUGAGAGAGGUCCGCUGCUGGGGCCCAGCUCUUUGCAAGAGAGCCCCAUCCAUGGAGUUACUCCCGGACGGCCUGGGGAUCCUGGUCCUUGUAACAAAAUCAUCCACAUUCCCAGCCCGAGGACAGGAAGGUCCUCCCCUUUUCCAGAUGGUGUGGUCACAGAUGCAGAUCUGGAUAGCACAUCCCUGACCUCUGAGGAGGAAUCUGUCCCCAGGACAGCCCUGCUGGGUGAGCGCUGGAGAGCUGGAGACCUGGAGGCUCUGGGCACCGGGAGCAGUGCCUUGUCCCUGUCUGAUCGGGUGGAGAGAAACCGCCUGUUGCUGCAGGAGAUGCUCAGUGUUUCUGGGCAGAGCCCCCGCAAGGCGGGAACCCCCGCCCAGACUCCGUCCUGGGACACAGCUGCACCAGAGCGGCCAGUCGGGGAUGUGGACUGGGCCUUGGGCACCUCCUUGCAGGACUCCGGCCAGAACAGGACCGUUGGUCCCAAGCCGGAGCCUGUGCUGAGCCCCAGGCAUGAGGAAGCCACGCAUCUGCUGCAGCGUGCCCGCAUGAAGGCCAGGACCCGGCCCCUCCGUGCCAGCCAUGACAUCGUGCCCACCAUUACCCAGGGCAGCCGAGAUGGCCACAGAAGCCCAGCCCGGGACCCCAGGACGACCCUUGCCUGCAUAGACAACCUCCAGAACGGGCACACGAGCGAUUCCUCCAGCGGAGAGUCCAGCGGCGGGCAGAGGCCGAGGCGGGGCCCCUCGCCGUCGCACGUGCGUUUUGAGGAUGAGUCGGCCCGCGAAGCCGAGUUCCGCCACCUGGAGCGGCUGCAGCAGCGCCAGCGCCAAGUGCUGAGCACCGUGCUGCAGGCCGCGGACCAAGGCCCCCUGCGCUCCAAGCCCGACCUCGCCCACUACAUCAACGGGGCCCCCCGGCUCCGGGACGCGGGGCAGGGGGCAUUCCACCGGCUUGUGGGCAGCCUGGACCGCGGAGGACCCCCGGCGCCGCCGGCACGGGGCAGCGAGAGGAGGUGCCAGGCCUGCGGCAGCUGCAUCAACGACCCGCACCCCGCCCAGGGGAAGGUGUCCCCCGACCCCACGACCCUCCAGGAGCUCCAGGCUGCCCGUGGGAUGGAGAGGGUGCUGGGUGGCCUGAGCUCCCCACUCCGGCUCCUUCCUGCAGAGCCCGGGCUCCGCAUGGAAUGGAUCCGGGAAACACACAUCGGAGACAUCGUGUGCCCUGCGGAGGUAGAUUCUGCCCUGGACAGCACAGACAACUCUGACAGCUGCAGGAUGGACAGUGAGGAGGCAGGGACCGCUCAGGCUGGCGGGGCAUGUAGGCGGACCCGAGGCAGCAGCCCGCGACUGCAACUGCGGGGCUCCAGGCCUCGAGGCCACAGGUGGUCCAAGAAGGCUGAGGUGGAGCUGCCUUGGGGCCUUCAGGCCCAGCAACACCUGCCUAGGGCUGAUGGUAUGGAGGUGGAAAAUGAGGUGAAGGAGGGCAGAGGACACACGCCUGGGGAAACUCUAUUUUUGAGAGAAGAUGCUGUCCCUAAGCCUCCUGACCUGGAGUUGAAGCGGGUGCCCCUGGGACCCCAGUGGCAGCCUGGACCACGGCUGGGAAGUCACCAGGCUCACCUUUUGGAUUCCCGGACUCCAUGCAGGACAGCCUACGCCACCACCUCCCCCAUGACACCUGAAUCACCAGGGCCAGGAGGCCAGGCCCAGGUUAUAGAAAGCCACGAGUCCCUGGAAAUUGUCUUUCCUUCCUCCCUGCAACAGAGCCAUGCAGAGCCUUCUGCCCUGCACCAAGCCCGGCAGCCAACAGUUUCCUUUUGUCCUGAAGGCUGGGAGCCAACCCCUCCCCCUUCAAGGAAGGCCACCUCGCCGGUGUCUCACAGGAAGGCAGCCCUGGCUGGAUUGUGCAGGCCGGGUGACCAGGGAGAACCUGUGGGUAUCCCCCGGCCUCCUUCAAGAAGCACGAUUCUCAGGACCUGUGAGCUGCCCCCAUCACAGACCCAGCCCAGCUGCCCUCAGGUCAGGCACCCACUCCUGGCCCUGUCCACCAACAACUGCAACAACAGCGCACCUCGGGGGCUGCAGGAGCCCUACGGGGGAGCCGUCCACGAGGGUAGGGUGGAGAGGGGCCCCUGCAGCCGGGAGCCGGAGCUGCCCCUGGAGAACAGCAGAGAUGGAGGACCCCAGGGCUUUCCCGGCUCAGCAGAUGUUGCCACCAUCAACUCCACGGGCAUCACCCUCUCCCUGUCCUCAGAGGAGCCAGAGUCCAGCCAGGAAUCAGAGGGAAGCCUGCAGAGGACAGGGUCGGGAUCUGGAGGACAUGUGCUGUCAAGAGCAUCAGCAGGGGCUGACACAGGACCUGGCUCCCCCUUGGCUGCCCCUUUGGACCAGAACAAGAAACGGAGCAGCAGCAUCGCCUCCACCUUGGGGCUGAAAAAGCUCUUCUCAGCCCUUGGCCAGAGUUCCCGGCCCAAGCUGGGCAAGUCCCGCAGCUACAGUGUGGAGCAGCUGCAGCCCGCCGUGCCUGGCCUGGCGUCACACUCCAGGGCCCCGUCGUUACAAUCCCUGCACCCGGUGUCACCCUCUCACCAGCGUCGGAAAGCUGCCUCUUUUCAGAACCUCCAUUCUCUGCUGAGCGGCAAGGGGGAGCAGUCCCGCCUCUACCUGGUAGCGGGGCCAGGGGACCACAGUGCAGCUGGCAGGCCGGCCAAGGCUUCACCACGGCGUGCCCUCAGCGUGGAGGACGUGGGUGCUCCCAGCCUGGCUCGCACCGUGGGCCGCCUGGUGGAGGUGUUCCCGGACGGCACGAGCCAGCUGCAGCUGCAGCGCUCCCCAGGAGGCACUUUCGGCUUCUGCGUGGCCUCUGGGAAUGGGCGCCCAGACUCAGUUCACCUCGCUUGGAGGUCCUCAAGCACCGGAGUACCCGCUCCCCGGCCUGCAGGCACAGCCUACGGGGCGGAGUGGUGCCCUCCAGCAGCUCCCGCGGCCCAGCUUGGCCUGCCCACCACUGACCUUCACCAGGACGCAGGCGCCCUCAUUUCGGUGUUCCUUCUGGGAAGUGGCGCUGGAGAAGAGCAGGCAGAUGCCUUUCCAGGGCAGUGUUUCCAAACUGCAGGUACAAUUCACUCAUGGGUUAUAAAAGCAAUUUUGUGGGUUGAGACAAGCAUUGAAAAAAAAAAAAAAAGGACAGGAUAGAAAAUAAAAAUUAGAGUGCUUUAUACAAGCCGAGGGUAGCUUAGGUUUUGAGAAAUGCUGCUUCUGUGGAUAUGUACCGAGUUGUAAUUUAAGGUGGGUUAUGGUUCUGUUCUGCAGGGAGACAGAAGAAACCUCAGGGCCAUGGCCUGGCCCCUGGGGUAGUGGGGAAGAGGCCUCCACCCUAGAUAGGUGUCCUGGGCAGCCGUUUGUUUUCACCUUUUCUGGAGGUGCCAAGAAGAGGCCUAUGACCCAGGAGAGGAAGGCAGUGACGCAACUGUGGACUUCUUAGUCCUCCAAACUGCCUCUGGGCACAGGAUUCUCGUGUGGGUAUUACUGGCAGGAGCUUUGUUUGUUGGCUCCUGGAUCUCACCAGCCCCAACUUCACCCAUCCAUGCACCCACCUACUCUCUCAUGCUUAUGCAUGUGUCUUGCUUGGAAUGCCCUUUCCCUGUUCACCCACAGACCCCGUGGCAGCCUUCAAAAAUAUUAGAGGUGUCUGUCUCUGGAAGCUUUCCCAAUACUGCAUGCUGACUUCGGCUCCUCCCCUUAGAUCCCAUAGGAUCUUGUACCAAGGGCUCUUUACAGUGACUCUUUAGGCAGAAUUGCUUGUUUAUCCUCCACCAAACUUACCUGGCAACAAGUGGACUUCCCUACUCCAUCUGCCCAACCCAUUUCCCACCCCAAGUCCCCAGGCUAGUUCUGGAGCGACUCAAAACGCCCUGCUGCUACCUGCAUGAACAGGCCUUCCCUUUCUCCCUCCCUCCCCCACAUAUCCACAGAGAAGUUUCCCUCUUUCCUACAGAGCCAGAGCACCUGCUUAGAAAUGGCAAGAGCCUUCCUUGGCAAGAAGCUCUGCCCAGCGCUCUCUGGCUGUGGGUUGGCCAGGUCGGAGUGCUGGACCCCAAGGAAGGGGGCUGCGGGGACUGGCGCUGAUAACUGCCCAUGGAGCCAGGGCUUAACAGCUGCCCUGCCAGUGCUGGAGGGUAUCCGGAGCUCUCCUGUGGCUGCCAGGCUGCCUGCCGGGCCUGCCUUUGUCUUGUCCUUCUGCAGUCUGGGCUCAGGCCCCUACUCACAGCGUGGAGCUGCCCUUAGGGUUCUGGCCCAGUGCCAGGCACGGGGGAGAGGCCCGCCCUGCCCUUAGGAUACCCACAUCCCCAGGAUGGAUACAGCUUCAGUUACGAAAAAAUGCCAGCGUGCAGGGCUACAAUGGAAGCCCCAAGGCAGGAGACCCCACUCUAACUGAGGAGCAGAAAGGCUCCCAGGAGAGCCCACUCUAGGACCUCAUGGCCCCCCAAGACCCCAAGCUCACCAGCCUCCAUCCAGCUCUGGUGUUAACUCAGGAACAAGAGGUGCUGGCAUCCACGGGAGCAGCAUUCAGAGGCCACAAUUUGCUUUCUCAUCCUGAGCCCCCCAGACUAAGUCUCCAGGAUUUUCUGGGUUUAUACAAUAAGGGGUUUGGCUCAUUUAUUUUUUGCUUAUUUCCAGCCAAAUACACAAAAGCUCCAAAACAUUUAUCAGCAAGGCAGACCUGUGUGAAACCCUGAGCCAGUAGAUCUCUUGAACCCUACAAUGGACUUGAAAUGUGGUCAAGUCCAAGGCAACUGGUAUCCAUGCUUUAUCCCAGGUACUUCUGGUUCAGUGCUUUAAUCCACCACUAACUGGCACAGCUGUUGUGUCCCCUCUCCCCCCUCCUCAGCCUUAUGCUACCACUUCUCAGGUUAGAGGGAUGGCUUAGUGAGACAUCUGCUUGCCACCACUGAAGUCAGGCCAGUGUCUUUUCUCUUCAUGGAGGCCUCGUAUGGUCCAGGCCAACCUGGACUCCGAUUCUGUCUCUACCAUUUACUAGUUGUAGCCUUACACAAAUUUCUUUAUUGCUCCAUGCCCCAGUUUUCAGGUGUAAAGUUGGUCUCAACAGUAUUUCUCUUGUCGGGUUGAGAACUGAAUGAAAAUGUUUUGCUCCUCACCACAUCCCUACAGCCUUGGUCAAAGACCUACCCCACACAUCAGAUUUGCAUCAAAUACUGGCCAGAACUAUUGGUGACUGUUUAGAUAAAACUUUUAGGAAGUUUAGAGUUAUUGACCUCUUCGAAGGCCAGCCAAUCUUACUGUGCCCAGAGAAAGCAUCUGAUGAUAUGUGAGCAAGUGGGCUGGGAAGGGAGGUGGGGAGAAAACACCAUUCAAAGAGGUUGGAAUCGGAAGCACAUGCCCACACUGGCUUCUGGAGCCCACUGCCCCCUCUCUGAGGUGCAUCUGUGGUGAUGCUUGCUCAGGCUCAGCCUGCCCCUGCACAGUCACUGCUAAUGCUCCACGUAGCAGCACCUGGGCAGGUGGGCAUACAGCUGACACCUGGAGGCACCAAGGAUCAUUUACUGAUUUGAAAUGUGUCCUCUAGGACAGUGACCUAUUACGGUGGCAUGACAGGCCCUCCCUUCCUGUGAGUUUCAUUUUUGCCUCAGGUCUUGCCUUUUAACAUUUUGGGACCUUUGGAAUGAUGGCAAAUCACUGUUUUGCUGCACAGCAAAGCCAUGAGUAGAAUCGUGUCACUGUCCACCUGUGGAACUGGACCCCUCAGGCUUGCAGAUGCAAACUAUCUCCCUCUGCCAAAGAGACAGUCCAUGUUUCUCCCUCGGGUCGGGGAGAUGAUUUGCUUUUAUUAGAGGAUACGUAUAACCUUAACUCUCUAAGCACUCGUUUCUCUGGCGAGGCUGGUCAGUAUGUUUAUUUGCCAUCACCUUUUCUUCCUAGCUACUAUGUCUGGGAGAAAUCAAGCUAAGGACUUAGCAAGCUCUGAUACGGCACCUUCUGUGCUAGGCACUAGGGUCACAGUAAGCAGCUCUGCCUCUCACCACCUGUGUGACCUUUGGAAAAUGACUUUUCUGUGUCCCAAUUUCCUUACCUGCAGAUUUAACAGAUGAGGAAACUUCUCAUUUUUAGAAUUCUGUGUGUUAGUACACAGUACUUAGAACAGUGCCUGGCACAUAGAAAUUAGUAUCAGUGAGGAUGAUGAUGGCAAAUGGAAUGAUCAAGAUCUCUCUGCCCUUAAGGACCUUAUGUAGCCUCAUCACCUCAUCACCUCAUCCCCACAGAAUUUAGGGCAGGCUCUUUCAACUACCAAUUUGCUUGGGCAAUAUUGUUGUUUGCCAGCACUUCAGUGAGGGUGGGAAUGAAGGACUCAUUCCUUUCUGUUCUGGUCUGUUCUCCCAAGUUCACUGUCUCAUUGAAACUCUGUGCUGUGUAAUAUUUUGCAUACACAGUAUGGUUAUGUAUUAGUCCAUUUUUAUGCUGCUGAAAAAGAUAUACCUGAGACUGGGAAGAAAAGGAGCUUUAAUUUGACUUACAGCUCCACAUGGAUGGGGAGGAUCAUGGCAGAGUGCGAAAGGCACUUCUUACAUGGCAGCAGCGAGAGAGAAAUGAGGAGGAAGCAACAGUGGAAGCCCCUGAUAAACCC
Messenger RNA from Cercocebus atys (sooty mangabey), 7668 nucleotides. Its product is annotated as KIAA1614 ortholog. The coding region runs from base 435 to 4220 and encodes 1261 amino acids. Gene Ontology annotation, cellular component: apical plasma membrane; cell cortex; nucleus. Lineage: Eukaryota; Metazoa; Chordata; Mammalia; Primates; Cercopithecidae. Gene Ontology annotation, molecular function: protein kinase C binding. The record is from RefSeq and is a predicted model, not a curated record. Gene Ontology annotation, biological process: regulation of cellular localization; establishment or maintenance of cell polarity; centrosome cycle. The transcript is spliced from 10 exons.